Messenger RNA from Cyprinodon tularosa, 1287 nucleotides. RefSeq names its product solute carrier family 25 member 15a (gene slc25a15a). The transcript has 7 exons. The record is from RefSeq and is a predicted model, not a curated record. NCBI's taxonomy places the organism in Eukaryota, Metazoa, Chordata, Actinopteri, Cyprinodontiformes, Cyprinodontidae. Bases 209 to 1123 code for a protein of 304 amino acids. Gene Ontology annotation, biological process: mitochondrial L-ornithine transmembrane transport. Gene Ontology annotation, molecular function: L-ornithine transmembrane transporter activity.
GUCUUUACGCGCUUACGUAAGGUGCGCUCCAAGUCUUGAGAUGACGGAAGUUUAGGACAGACGGUUAGUGUGAGUUUGCUCUGGAGUUUUGCUUUAAAUCGCUGUUUUUUUUUUUGCCAUAGCUACUGGACACAUCGUAUCGAAGUUUCAGGGGCUUUUAGGAUUUUCAGUCUUUUUUGAAGUGUUGUGUUUUUACACAGACACCAUCAUGGCCCCACAUCCUGUAAUACAAGCUGUCAUUGACUUCUCAGCAGGAGCAGCAGGUGGUACAGCCUGCGUGCUAAGUGGUCAGCCAUUUGACACAGCCAAGGUGAAGAUGCAGACGUUUCCCAGCAUGUACCGUGGCUUCAUCCACUGCUUCAUUUCAACUUUCAAACAGGUGGGACUCCGUGGUCUCUACAAAGGCACCACACCGGCCCUCCUUGCCAACAUCAGUGAGAAUGCGGUGCUCUUCUUAAGUUACGGCCUGUGCCAGGACGCUGUCCGCCUUUUGUUAAGGAUGGAUAAAGGAACCGAACUAAGUGACAUCCAGAAAGCAUCUGCUGGGUCCUUAGCCUCCAUCUUCUCCUCCAUGGCCUUGUGCCCAACAGAGUUGGUGAAAUGUCGCCUGCAGGCCAUGCACGAAAUGGAAGCGACUGGCAAGGUAGCGAAAGGACACCGGAGCACUGUCUGGUCUGUGGUUAGGACUGUACUGAGAACUGACGGUCCUUUGGGUUUCUACCAGGGACUGACCUCAACCAUUGUUAGGGAGAUACCAGGUUACUUCUGCUUCUUUGGGGCCUAUGAGUUGUGUCGGACAACUUUUGCACAACAUAAGGGCACAGACAAAGACAGUAUAGGCAUUCUUCCACUCAUGUUUAGUGGUGGAUUUGGAGGAGCUUGUCUUUGGCUGGUGGUCUAUCCAAUAGAUUGUGUAAAGUCUAGGAUCCAGGUUUACUCAUUAGCUGGAAGGCAAGAGGGGUUCAUGAAGACCUUCUUGGGUAUUAUACGUACUGAGGGGUUCACCGCUCUGUACUCUGGUUUGACUCCCACCAUGAUACGCACCUUCCCUGCCAACGGAGCCCUCUUCCUAGCUUACGAGUUGAGCCGCAAGUAUAUGAUGGAUAGGGUGGGUGCUGAUUAAUCCCCCUAAUUAACAUGUCUGACCUGAUGUAACUCUGCCUACAAUGUUUUGUUUAAAUGAUAAAUAAAGUGGUUGAUACUUCUAAAACAAUAUUAAAAUAAGAAUUUUGUUAUAACAAAUUUCAGGCAAAAUGUCUUCGUCAUAUGAAAUAAAGUUUUAAUCUU